Molecule: messenger RNA, 2812 nt
Organism: Puntigrus tetrazona (Sumatra barb)
Lineage: Eukaryota; Metazoa; Chordata; Actinopteri; Cypriniformes; Cyprinidae
Exons: 15
Coding region: 230-2614 (794 amino acids)
Biological process (GO): rRNA processing
Cellular component (GO): nucleolus; small-subunit processome
Source: RefSeq, a predicted model, not a curated record
GCGAGCGAUUACUGCAGGUUUGCGAAAGAGAGAAGAAUCAGGUGUUGGAGACGUACAGGGAAAAAUAGAUUUCAACGAUUAUCUUUUAGUAGUUCUGAUAACAUGCUGGCCUUUUUAAGUUAACGGACACAUAGCUGCUAGAAGUCCAUGAUUUUUUAAAUCAUAUCAGGAAAGAGAGAAAAUCAACCCUUUCCACGCUUGGACAGAACACGUGGUGAAACUGCGCAGCAUGGUCAAGCCAAGCUCUCCAAAGAAAACAUUCAGUAAAGGUGUAAAGAUCACCUCAGCCUUGACUGUUGAAAGCGACGAUGAAGAUGAAGACCUUUUCAUUAACGAACAAGCCAUCAGUGCCAGUGAAGAUGAGGAGGGCAGUGAUGAUGAGAGAAAACACAAGAAACUGCUGGAAGCCAUCGGUUCUAUUUGUGGAAAUAAGAGGAAAAGGCAGAAUGAGCGUUCUGAAGCCAGUGUGCAGGUCUCGGAGUUCUUUGUCAAUGCAGACGGUACGGGAGAGAAUGUCAACCUUUCUGACCUCCUGGGAACCGUGGAGAAGACAUCAGGAGCCUCAAACAAGACCAAGAAACAGCUGAGGAGCCUGCAAAACAGUAAAGGGACUUUGGAGUUACCGCUCAACAAACAGGAAACGGAGAAGAUUCAGAGAAGCAUAGCGUAUGAGAAGACCACUAAUGAAGUGUCUCAAUGGAAGAGCAUCGUAGUGCAGAACCAGAAGGCCGAACAAAUAGUGUUUCCUCUGAAUCAGGAGUCCUCAGGACCUAAACGCAUGGAGCAGGUCGUGGCGGGAUGGAAGUCUCAAACUCCUCUUGAACAAGAGAUUUUCAGGCUCUUGCGCAACAACAGCCAGCCAGUCAAUGACCCCGUUUUGACUCAUGUGGAGGAGGAAUCGCUUAAAGCCAUGAGCCUGGAGGAGGCUAAGAUUCGCCGUGCUGAGCUUCAAAAGACAAGAGCGCUUCAAUCAUACUAUGAGGCAAAAGCCAAAAGAGAAAAGAGUAUCAAGAGUAAAAAGUACCACAAGAUUCAGAAGAAAGCCAGGCGUAAAGACUUUCUGAAGAACUUUGAGGAAAUGGUAAAGACGAAUCCUGAAGGUGCUCUGGAAGAGCUAAAAAAGAUGGAACUGUCCAGGAUGCAGGAGAGAAUGUCUCUAAAGCAUCAGAACAGUGGCAAGUGGGCCAAAGCAAAAGCCAUAAUGGCAAAAUACGAUGAUUCGGCACGAAAAGCAAUGCAGGAGCAGUUGCAGAUGAAUAAAGAUCUUACCCAGAAGAUUGUGGUGCUUUCUGACGACGAACAUGAAAGUAAUGAGGAAGCACUGGAGACAGUACCUGACUUUGUGAACGACCCUGAACCAAUUAUUGACUCUGUCAAUCCCUGGAUGAGAGGCAAACUUACACACGAAGAACCUGAGGUCAGCUGUGUCACAACUGAGGAACCUCAAACAGAAGAACAGGAGAAUGAGGAGGAGGAACUAAUUGAAGAAUUUGAGAGGAAGAGGAAGCUGAGGCAAGCUGAUGAAGAGGACUUGAUUCCUACCGAAGAACAGAGUAAGACAGCAGAACCUGAAAGCGAGGUAGUUGAAGAAAAUGUGGUUGAAGUAUCUGAUGAGGAGGAGGAGGAGGAGGAGGAUGAAGAAGAGGAGGACGUUUCUGAGUUUAACACCCUUUUCAGGCUCAUGAGAAGUGAGAAGACACAUGAAGGUCCAAAGCAGACACCACGAGAGUUAAACACAGGCGUGCAAGAGGAUAAAGAGGACUUUUUGAAUGAAGGACAGACUCGACUCAGGAGUAUAGAGGACCUGGAGGUUUUGGCUGAAGAUGUUGACCCCCAUCCCACUGCAGCACCGUCACUGCCACAGACAGCUGUUGGGGAGGCCACUUCUGAACCACCUAUCAAAAAAAGAAGAGAAAUCGACCUUAAAGAAGUACUCACCAAAGAUGCCAAAGCUGUCAAAAUUCCACUUUUGCCAACAGUGGUUGAAGAGGAAGGUCAUGAUGAACAGAUCUCCAUCAUCAAGGAGGCCUUUGCUGGGGACGAUGUCGUUUCUGAUUUCAUAAAGGACAAAAAGAAAGAAGAAGAUGAUGGGAAGCCUAAAGUGGUGGACCUGACAUUGCCAGGCUGGGGAGAAUGGGGAGGUGUUGGUCUCAAACCCUCCCCCUGGAAACGCAAAAGAUUCAUGAUAAAAACAGCCCCGUUACCUCCACGGAAAGACCGGAAACUGCCUGAUACCAUCAUAUCAGAGACCAGAGAUGCAUCAGUCGCUGCCCAUCAGGUUGGUCAAGUGCCAUUCCCCUUUCAAAACACUGCACAGUUUGAAUCUUGCAUCCGUACCCCCAUUGGCUCGACGUGGAACACACAAGGGGUCGUGAAGAAGAUGACAAAACCAAAAGUUGUCACUACAUUGGGAGCGAUCAUCGAGCCUAUGGUCAAAGAGGACUUCAUAAAGAAUAAGACCACAACGUCAGCUGAUAAAGGACCGGCGAUCACGUUGGGAGAAAACAAAAGGGCGAAUAAGCGCAGACAAAGCAUCAAGGAAAAAGCAUCAGCAAAGCAUCAAGGAAAAAGAGAAAAAGGAAAAGACCAGAAGAGAAAAAAACAACAGACUUGAAAGGUUGUGUGAGUGCAUAAAUAAUUUAAUUUGUGAGGUAAAGUGUUUCCAGGAGACAUAUCUGUGAUCAGUUGAACUUCUUGUGAUGCUUAUCAUGGCCACAUACAUGUAAUAGUAUUCCUCAGAACGCCUAUUAGUAACAACAGUUUUUUUUUCUCUGUUUUGCCGCUUUGAAAUAAAUACUUUUUUAAAGCACAA